This is a messenger RNA of Lachancea nothofagi CBS 11611, 1128 nucleotides long. NCBI's taxonomy places the organism in Eukaryota, Fungi, Ascomycota, Saccharomycetes, Saccharomycetales, Saccharomycetaceae. The record is from the annotation of a GenBank genome assembly.
AUGCCUCACACUACGGAAAUCGCACCCCUCAAGAUUGCCGUUCUCGGUGCCGGCGGCGGCAUCGGCCAGUCGCUGUCGUUGCUGCUCAAGACGUCGCUCCGCGACACGUGCAUCACCGCGGACUCCCGCAUCACGCUCGCGCUGUACGACGUGAACCGCGACGCCGUGGCCGGCGCCGCGACCGACCUGUCGCACAUCAACACGCCCGUGACUGUCACGUGGCACGCGCCGGCCUCCUCCGGCGCUCCCGCCGCAUCGGACUCCGACCCGCUGGCCGCGUGUCUCCAGGACGCCCGGCUCGUCGUCAUUCCCGCCGGCGUUCCGCGGAAGCCCGGAAUGACCCGUGACGACCUCUACUCCAUCAACUCGCGCAUCGUGACCACGCUGGCACGUGGCAUCGCGGCGCAUUGCGACCUGUCACGCACCUUUGUGCUGCUGAUCUCCAACCCGGUCAACUCGCUGGUGCCCGUACUCGUGGAUACACUGGUCGCCGGCGGUGCCCCGGCAACGGUGGCGCGCCGGGUGUUCGGCCUGACGCAGCUCGACGCAGUGCGUGCGUCGACCUUCCUGCACGCUGCACUCGGCUGCAGCGCCAACGAAGUCGUGCAUGUGCCUGUGGUCGGCGGCCACUCCGGCCACACCAUAGUACCGCUGUUCUCGCAGUCGGGUACUAGCGGGGGAGACGUGGAGAGACAAAAGCUGGCGGCACGUGCCCACUCGCUGAGCGCGGCCACGGUUUCGCAGCUGGCGUAUCGCGUUCAGUUCGGAGGCGACGAAGUGGUCAAGGCCAAGAACGGCGCCGGCAGCGCGACGCUGUCGAUGGCAUAUGCCGCGGCGCAGGUGACACAGGCGUUUGCCGAGCUUUUGCUGAACCUGCGCGCAGAGAUCUGCGACACGCUGUACGUGAACGUGGGCGCGAUCGCCGCCCAGAUCGGAGCCGACGCGGAAGAGCAGCUCGCGCAAAUAAGCGGCGGGCUGCGGUACCUGUCGGUGCCGUUGAGAGUGACCGAGGCCGGAGUCGAGAGCAUGCAGACGGAGUGGGCCCAGCACAUGACCGAGGCCGAGCAGUCCAUGUGGCUAGCGUGUGUGCAAGAGUUGCAGAGUUCGGUGCACGAGCGCGGGGCGUGA